UCUCCAAAGUUCUGGCUGGGGGAAGAAACGGGAACGGGCAGAGGGAGCGCGGGACUGUUUGUUGCAGUGGUUGCCUAGGAUAGAAGGGUCCAUGAGUAGAAGCUCCGUGGAAGGAUCGGACCCGGCCAGCUUUUAACAACUGUCAAAAGUGAUAUUCCUAAAUCUUCUGGACUUUUUCCCAGAGCUAAGAUGGACAGAAUAAGGAAGAAAUACCCUGAGUUUUCACACACAGAGCCGCAAAACGAAUUUUGGAGUAUCAGGACUAAUAAGAGUUUGAAACAGUAUUCCAUCCCAAGACAAUAUAGAAGUACAGCAGGAAUGACCUAUCUCACUUGCUUAAGAGGGGAGAGCAAUCUAGUGCACAUGACAUCUGGGGGAACCAGAAGCAGGGGAUGUGGAAUCCAGCUUAGUCCAGCACAGGUGGCAUCUGGACAGAGCAGCUGUGGAUUUCCCCAUAAUGAGCCAGCAAGGCCACCUCUUCAAAGUGUCUACCGAAGGACCAAAGGCAGCCAGGCUGCCCCCAAACACUGGAGUAGACCACAAUACAAACUCAUUCCUUCCACCCCAGGAAUAGAGUUGAAUAUAUAGGUAGUAAUACACCCAAAGAAAUAUAAGGCUCACGACUGCAAUAAAACAAUGAUGCCUUCUUCUCUGCUACCAGUCCAAGGAGAUGACCUGGAUUCCUGUAUAUUAAGAUUUCCAGACUUGGAUUUAAAAGACACAAACCUCAUUUCUCCUAAUAGUAGUCUCAGAGCUGAAUUAGAUGCUAAUAUGAGGAAAAAGUAUGCCCAUGCAAAGAAAAAGGCAUUUGCCCUUUUGGUCAAAACAAAGGAAAUUCCAGAACCCACCAGCUGCUCUUCAUCUCCCUCCAAAAGAGUGUGGUGGACAUGCUGCCAGCAGAUCUUCAAAGACCAAAUUGGCAUCCACAGACAUAUAGCUGCCCAGCACAGGGAAGAUGUUUAUCAUCAGACCUCUACUGUUUUAAAGCAACUGGCUGCUGAGGCUGACACCCCUAAGCCCUGCAAAUCUGCAUUCAAGACAAAUGGACUAAAUGUGCCCCCUACUUGUAACCAUCAAGUGUCUGAUGACCUCCCAGAUGUGAGCUCCUUUAGGCUUGAUGAACUGAUAAGUACACAAGAUAGCAAUCAGGGAGUAGUACUAUUAUAUUAUUGUUACUGUGAUGUAGAAGAUCCAGAAUGGGUUUGUGCUUGGCAGAAAGCUCUGUGCCAACACCUGCAUCUCAAAGGAAAGGUUCGGAUUGCUACAGAAGGAAUCAAUGGAACAGUGGGUGGGAGCAAAUUAGCAACUGAUCUUUAUAUGGAGGCCAUGCUUUCUCAUCCAUUUUUUAAAAAUAUCUUAUGUAAGGAAGAUUUUAAGACCAGCAAAGGAGGAGCUUACUGUUUUCCUGAGCUUCGUGUUGGUGUAUUUGAAGAAAUCGUGCCCAUGGGAAUUAGUCCCAAUAUGAUCUCCUACAAAGAACCUGGAAUCCAUUUAUCCCCUGGUGAAUUUCAUAAAGAAGUUGAAAAUUAUUUAUAUCAGGGUAAUCAAGAGCAAAAUGACACUAUUCUGCUGGACUGCAGGAACUUUUAUGAGAGUAAAAUAGGACAUUUCCAGAAGUGCCUGGCACCAAACAUCAGGAAAUUCAGUUAUUUUCCCAGUUAUGUGGACAAAAACCUAAAACUUUUUAAGGACAAGCGUGUACUGAUGUACUGUACUGGGGGUAUUCGUUGUGAAAGGGGUUCUGCCUACCUUAGAGCUAAGGGUGUAUGCAAGGAAGUAUACCAGCUGAAGGGUGGCAUCCACAAGUACCUGGAAGAGUUUCCAAAUGGUUUUUAUAAAGGAAAAUUGUUUGUCUUUGAUGAACGCUAUGCUCUCUCUUACAAUAAUGACAUAAUUUCAGAAUGUACGUAUUGCGGAGCUCAGUGGGAUCAGUAUAAACUGUGUUCCACCUUACAUUGCUGCCAACUCGUCUUGUCCUGUUCAGAAUGCCAAGAGAAAGGACUUACAGCAUGUUGUCUCACUUGUCAGAAUAAAGGAGUCAAGCUAGCAAGUCCUGCUCAGAACAGUUUUAAAGAAGAAUGUGAUUGUACACUUAAAAGGCCCCGUAUACCAAUUGAACUUUCACAAUAAUCAAGACUAACUGGAUGGUGUAAAUAGGCAAGCUACCAACUUUAGUGCAAUUAUGCCAUUGCUUAUGUUAAGCUCAUCAGCAACAUUUUCCUUUUAGGGUUCAUAAUGUCAAUUAUGAGGGUCAGGGCUAUCGUCCUACCUCUAAGAGAAGAUCAUGACGAUGAUCAUAGAGUGAUGGUGCUAUCAGUGCUCCCCAACAAUAGAGUUGUGUCCAACUUGACUACUAUAUCACGUCUUUUGAGUUGAAUUUAAGACUCGUGGGAAUGAGAGAGUGAUGCUGAUAUAGUUAGGGUAAGUUCUUAUCAGACCAUUUGGAAGCAGAAAGGGCUGAAAUGACUGCGUGGAAACAGUGACGUCAUCACUUGGCCACUUUGAGAUGAAGUGUAUCAGAACUGUGUCUUUAACAAUCCUGCAAUAGCUUUGGCCAUAAAACUGAAAGCACACAAUAUGCCAAUGACCUCUAUUAUUACUGUCUUUAAAUUAUAGCAAAGUCAAUACAUCGAGGUCUAGGACAGUUUUAGACUUGUACAGUUGCUAUUUUUGGUCUUUCAAAUUUGAGCUGUGAGAACAUCCUGCAAGUACAUCAGUAUGUAUUUGAGGGCCUAAGACUUAAUAUUUUGUUGCUUUUGUUUGCAGUUUGGGGUCUCAAACAACCACUUUGAGAAUAUUCAGUUACUAAGUACAUCAACUUUGGCUUUAUGCAUUAGAUCAUUGCUAAACUGAUAGCUUGCUAGAAAAGAGAGAAGGUAAGAUAGAGAUCCAUCUUUCUACACACACAUACACCCAUCCUGCUGUUGUUGCUGUCUUCACUGCUUCCAUUCCUCUUGGUCAUUUUUUUUCUUCCAACAUCAUAAGGUCCCAGACAUCUUCUGUUUUAAAAGAAACAUCUCAAGGUCAAAAGUCACGGUGGAAUAACCGUAGCAUGAGAUGAGGGAGAAGGGGUCUAGUUCUCUCACCAUGCAGAGCGUAUUCCUCCGAUUGCCGUUUACUGGGUAAUCUCUCCAGCCUGAGCAUUUCCUAAGCUGAGAGUUUGGCCUGGCUAUUUUUUCUGCCUGAAAAAUAAGACAGUGUUCAAAUCACUAGCAUUAGCAUUUGAGUAUGGGAUUUGUCCCUUUCUUGGGUUCACAGUCGUUCUGUGUUUCUCCUCAGCAACUCUUAGUCUAUGCUACUCUUAAUGAGUGGAUAGCAUUGGGCAUAUAAGAUUUGAUUUACAUGAUUUCAUAAUGUUUUCAGGAAUAUGUCUUAUAUAAACUUUAGUGGCUAUUGAAAUGCACUUGCAAAAUCAUCAUCAAUUGAUAAUUUCUAACUUAUUUAUUAUUGUGAGUUUUGGAAAUCUGUGGGUAACAAAAGAAAUGUGACCUGUUCUACCACAGCAGAAAAAUUGCCUGUUUUGACUAAAUCUUUUUUAUGUGUAAGCAAAACUCUGUGGGAUUAAUUUCUAUCCUGUUAGCUUUGUUGCAGUAAUUUUAAAUCUCAUAAAGAUAAAUAAUUUGAAUUAACUUAGUUAAAUAUCAUCUUAGAAUCUCAAACCAUUGAAUAUUCCUAGUUGACACUAAAUGAAUUAAUAGUAGAUAACAGAAAGAAUUAACCAUUUGGAGCUCAAUGCCUCCAGCAAAAAACACAAUGGCCACUUUUCAAGGACUGAGAUGAGAAAUAUACUUAGGGAUAUCAUUUAGUCGUUUUAAUAAUGAAAGGCCACCCAGUUUGUAGUAGGUAGCAGGGCAUAACCAGCCAGUCUUGUUAAAAAGGCCAGUACAAAAUUUAAAAAUAUUCAGCAAGUUGAAGGAGUAGAACCAAGCUGGCAUUUUCUACUCUUGUUAACCUGUAAAAGUAGCGAAGUGUUCUUGCUUACUAUGGAGCAAUCUUUUUGUGCCAAUUAUCAGAAUUCCACAGAUGAAAAUGAGUCCAGAGAGUAAUACAUUCAUAAUCACACAUGGAAGACUUAUUGCUUAAAUUAGUGAGAACAUUAUUUUAUUUUAAUAACUCUAGUUUUCAUUAUUGAUACAUUUACUUUACAUAUCUUUAUGUAUCUGUUCUAGUCCCUUUGGGCACUUAAAGGAGGCCUUACAGUAGAAUUAGACCGCAGCUAUCUGUCACAGAAGGUGCUUGGCCUUUAUUUGACCCACCGGUGAGCCCAAAGACUGGAAGCUUGAAGAAGAAAGCAGGAGCAACACUAGGGCAGUGCCUGCCCCUAAACCAUAGUAGCAGAUGACUCCUCCAAAGCAGGAUGAGGAUAUUUAAAGCAGAGAAACAGCCAACGAUGUCAUUAAACCCUCAGAGGUGGCCGUCUUCAGGACAUGGCAGGAAAAGGGAGUCAGAGAUGACGCAUCCUUACUCCUCCUUGUUGUAGUCACUUCAUGCGUCAGAGUUGCAGGCAUGAGUAAGGUGUUUUAAAGUUAGGGGUAGGGACUCACCCUAUUUGUGUUUCCACUUUGAAUGCCACAGGAAGAAACUACGAGUUACCAACAUGGAAGGUGAUAGAUGGAAGGAUGGGGUAGGGAGUGCCGAAGAGGAGAAAGAACCAGGCCUGAAGUAAAAGCAGCUAUUGGGAUAAUAGCUAAACCCCUCAAAAACAGCGAACUCCUAUACUAAAAAUAUAUGAGCCAAAUUUGUGUUAAUGGAAUUUUUGUUUUAAUGCAAUAGGGCAGCUUCUUACUUAAACAAACUACAAUGAAUUAUUUAGUAAAGCAAAGAGUCACUCUGUAAUGUUAAAAUCACCCUCCAAGCAUAUCUGUUUUGUGUGUGAUUUUUGUAUGUUAAGGGAUUAUCUGAAAGUGAAAUGUGCCUAUAUUUUAAUCAAAACGACCACUGUCUCUGACUAGAGUUAGAGAAACCUUAUGCAUAAGUUCAGAAUCUUAAUAGAAAUAAGAUUCAUUGGCCCAGAGGUACUUCUCACUUGUCAACAAAGCAACUAAAUAUAUGCUUGCUAUUAAUAGAAAUAGUUUGUAUUUCCAUGGUGGUAUACACUUUUCAAAGCCUUUUCAUGUCUCUUCGGAGCCUCAAAACCAACCUGAGGAAUGUAGGGCAUUUGUUUUUAUCCUCAUUCUGUAGUGGGAAAACUGAGGCACACAAGGUUGGUCAGGGGUUUGCCCAGGGUUACACAGUAAAUUAAUGGCAGCACCUUAGGACUUCUGAAUCCUCAGCCAGUGUUCUUUCUGUGACCUCUGCCCCUUCCUAUGGAAGGGAAAAAAACAUAGAUCAGAUCUUUUCUGCUAUUCCCCAUCCACCCAGGAAGUCAUAAUGAGGGCCCAACGCACAGCCUAGAACGUAAAGAAUAAUACAAGUGUCUUCUCUGUGGCUUAGCUUUCAAGUCAAUUUGCAGGCCUUGUCAUUCCAUUAAAUCCGAAAGCACGAGUAGCAGCUAAUACUUUGAUGGUUCAGCUGAUAUCUUUCAAAAGCCACUAGACCUGGGGUCUCAGAAACUAGGAUUCAGAUUCCAUUUUUUUGCCAUUUAUUAGCUGUACAAUCUGGGGCAAUUCAUUUCCCUUUCCUGGGCCUUGAUUUCUUCUUCUGUAAAAUGAGGAGGUUAGACUAAAUCUCUAGGAAUCUUUUCCUGCUUUGGCAUUCUUCGAGCUAUGAGGAAGAUAUGAUAGACCCUAAUCAAGUGGAGAUAGGGAUGACUGAUGGUGGGAUACUGUUAACUGUAGUCCUUGCCCAAUGUCAGUUCUGGUGUCGAGUGUUCCGUGAACUGUUCAAGAGCUCAAGAAACCUUUGCAGUGUAUAGAAACACAGCUUGCAUUUUUAGGGAGUUUGUUGAGAAGUAGCGGCUUGGCUGGACAUUCUUUUGCUCAGAUUUGUUCCAAAAGACACUUGCGAAGAUUUUUUUUCAUAGACAGAGUUCUCCACAACACAGAAACAGUAAGACGACCAACUGAUUUAAUGUUACAUUGUAGCUUACAGUGAUCCAGGAUGGCUUCAACGAUUUCCUACAGAAUGGUGCUGUUUCUGGGUCAAUUUUGAGACUAAAUGUAUAUUCUUCCCAUAAUGCUAAUACUCUGGCUCCAUCUAUUAAGACCUUGUAUAGUUAAAUUACUCUGUGUGUGUGUGUGUGUGUGUGUAUGUACACAAUUCUUCAAAGGCCACUGAAACAAAAAUAACUCCUCUUUGUUCUCAGAACUCUAUAAGCCAUACUGAAUUCUUCAGCCUUUUUGGCAUGUUCUUAAGAGUUACUAAAUCACAAAUUGUAAAUCUUCCCAAAGGCAGUAAAAAUUAGUUUAGUUGGCACUAUGGCAUAUUAAAAGGCACAAGGUCUUUUGGGCUUUACAUUAUUUCUAUCAGAUGGUACUAAGAGAUUUAAGAAUCCUUUUUGCUUGAUCCCUAGAGAUGCACAGUGUGACAAAACCAGAUAUUCAGAAAUGUUGUUCUUGGAUAGCCCACAUCCUGUCUAGUUUGGCCAGAUUCUUUCCAUUUUCAAUUUUUUAUCCAUCUAGACCUGAAGGAUGGUUUUGCCUUCAAAAAUGUUACUUUUAUACCUAGAAUCACAUCAAGUGGGCAUUAUUUAGGUAAAAGAUAGGAUAGAUGGUUCAUCUAUAAGAUUUCCCAACAUCUCGAAUCAAUGGAUAAGUUUAUCCCUAGGUUCUCCUGGUUAUAUAAUUCUACUUUUUGUUAGUCCAUCUAGCCUUCAGUGUUACAUACUAUAAAGAAUAUUUUAAAAUAGUAUUUUAUUUGACUACAGAUUUUCAUCUCUUCUCAUAAAACUGACAUUUAAUAAAGGAGAAAAAAUACUUUCUAACUUAAAAUGUUCAUGACUAAAUACAUAGAAGUUAUUUUUAUCAAAGAAAAAUUAAAGGGAAAAUGGGGUUGGGAAAGAAAAGGGCAGAUUGAAAACUGAACCUUAUAAUCUAGUUUUUAAAAAUCAUUUUCAAAUACUCGAAAAACCCCUUUGUUUUGUGUUUUUCAAUAACUGUGACUGCUGUUAAGAAUCUGUGGCCUUAUUGCUCCUGCCUUUCUAUAGGAAUUAGAAACUCCAUAUUUUUGAGCUCUUCAGCUCCAGUGCAAUUCUGAAAUUAAAUUCUUGAAAUUAAAGAGAAUCAUAACAAUGACUAUCAAACUGUUAUAUUUGCUAACUAUCUGAGAUCAAGUUUUAAAAUAAAGUAUUUUAUAAUGCUUCUAAAA
This is a messenger RNA of Monodelphis domestica (gray short-tailed opossum), 7245 nucleotides long. Lineage: Eukaryota; Metazoa; Chordata; Mammalia; Didelphimorphia; Didelphidae. The record is from RefSeq and is a predicted model, not a curated record.